Candoia aspera is the source of this 585-nucleotide messenger RNA. RefSeq names its product maestro heat-like repeat-containing protein family member 2A. The coding region runs from base 1 to 585 and encodes 194 amino acids. The transcript has 4 exons. The record is from RefSeq and is a predicted model, not a curated record. NCBI's taxonomy places the organism in Eukaryota, Metazoa, Chordata, Lepidosauria, Squamata, Candoiidae.
AUGCUAUUGUUGCUCUACAUCAUUUCCGGUCUUUGCCCAGGACAUCUCUGCUCCAUCAACCAACUGCUGCAGUUCCCAGAAGAAACAAACCAGGAGGAUUUAGUAUUUCGUAUUAUACACGCAGCUCGCAGCCAGCCAACUGUUGUGAUGCCAGCACUCAUGAUGAUCCUCCAACAGGAUGAGGGCUCUGUCUGGGAGAAGGUGACCAUCUACCGCAGCCUUCGGGCUAUGCUGGAGCACGGCCUGGAGGUGGAGCCUGCCUGCAGCUUUGUUGUUACAGCCUCCAAACAGCUGAGAGCAUCUCUGGUGGAGGUGCCUCGGGAGCUCCAGGUGGCUGCCAGCAAUGCACUGGCUACUUUUGCUCGCCGACAUUUCAACAUCAUCAUGACUGAGCUUCAGAAGCACCUCAAGCCCUUUGUCCAGCCUGAUGAGUUCACUCUCCUCACUUUGGGCAAGAUCACAACCAUGAAUGUGUACAACUAUGUCCCCUUCUUUGGCAUCACCCUGACCACCAUGCAGACAGUCACACGUAAGAUUGAGGAUACCAGGAGACGCUGGGCCCUCUGUACAGGUGAGGCUUCCUGA